Penicillium argentinense is the source of this 1605-nucleotide messenger RNA. Its product is annotated as cytochrome P450. Lineage: Eukaryota; Fungi; Ascomycota; Eurotiomycetes; Eurotiales; Aspergillaceae. Gene Ontology annotation, molecular function: oxidoreductase activity, acting on paired donors, with incorporation or reduction of molecular oxygen; iron ion binding; heme binding. The record is from RefSeq and is a predicted model, not a curated record. The coding region runs from base 1 to 1605 and encodes 534 amino acids. The transcript is spliced from 3 exons.
AUGCUGGCCGAACCUGUGCUCAAACAUCUCACACUCCAUCGAGUGCUGGGCGAUCUGACGGCCGUUCUGGCCGUGCUGACCGUCGCCUACGUUCUUUACAACCGCUUCGUCCACCCACUCCGCCGCAUCCCAGGACCACUCCUAGCAUCCCUCACCCCCUGGGUCCAGCUCUACCACGGUCUCAAAGGCGAUCGACACCUUUGGCUCGACGAGUGUCACCAGAAAUACGGGACACAUGUACGUGUCGCACCGAAUUUUGUCUCGGUGAAUACCGACCGCGGACUGCACGAUAUCUACGGCCAUGGAAAGCGUCUGCAGAAGGCUGAUUUCUACAAUGCAUUCCCGGCCAUCAAGGGCGUCUACAACACACACAAUGCCAUCGAUAAGACCAUGCACGGCCGGAAACGAAGAGUCCUGAGCCAGGCCUUCUCCGACGCGGCCCUAAAGGGUAUGGAAGAUGUCAUGCUGUUGCAUGUGCGGCAGCUCUGCGCGGUGCUGGCGGGAUCUGGAUUUGAUGGGGCUAGUAAUGGGUACGAGGCCCAGGAUCGAAAGGGUCUGGUGCGCAAUAUGGGCAAUUGGUUCAGUUACCUGUCAUACGAUGUCAUGGGCGAGUUGUGUUUUGGAAAGAGCUUCGAUAUGCUGAUCACUGAUGGCCGUCGACACAUGAUCGGGCUGGUUGAUCGUGCGGCCAACCGUCAUUAUGUGUGCGGACUGUGGAUGCCUCUCGACCGCUGGCACCUCGAUCAAAUCUUCAUUCGUCGCCUCACGCAAGAUCGCUGGAACUUCAUCAUGAACUCACGCGUGGAAGCAAACAAACGCGCACAGGAGCGAGCCUCCGCCGGACGUGAAGCAAAGAAAGACUUCUUCUACUAUCUCCUCAACGCCAAGGAUCCCGAAACAGGCAAAGGACUCAGCACCCCUGAACUCUGGGGCGAAGCCAACGUCCUCAUGAUCGCGGGCAGCGAUACCACCUCGACCACCCUCGCCGCCACCCUCUUCUACCUUGUCCGAUCCCCCUCCGCCCUCGCUAAACUCACUGCCGAAGUCCGCAACGCCUUCACAGAAGUCGAAGAGAUUGUCAGCGGUUCCAGUCUUAACGAACUCGUCUACCUUAAAGCCUGCAUCGACGAGGCCCUUCGUCUCGCGCCCGCCGUCCCAGGCGCACCACCACGUGAAGUGAUGGAAGGCGGCGCCGUAGUCGACGGCGUUUUCCUCCCCGCCGGUACAGACUGCGGUACACCAACCUACUCAAUCCACCGACAAGAAAAAUACUACCGCGAAGCACAGCAGUACAUCCCAGAACGCUGGAUCGAAGGUGCCGUCUGCACAUCCUCUGGUCAAAGCUGGGAAACCAGCAAAGAAGAUAUCGAGACAGCCCGCCGGGCAUUCUGUCCAUUCAGUAUUGGACCGCGUGGAUGUAUCGGGAAGAGCAUGGCAUUUAUGGAGAUGCGACUGACGCUAGCGCGACUCGUCUUCCUGUUUGAUAUGAGUUUGGCGGAUCGGCAGGGUGAGGAUGCGAAGGGGCAUUUGGCGCUGGUGGAUCAUUUUACGAGUGCGAAGGAUGGACCGAAUGUCGAGUUUCAAAAGUUUGUGCCGGUGAAAUGA